UAUGUAAUCCUGGAGUGCGCUUCAUUUUCCUUUCAAAUGCAUCCAAAUAUGUGGCGACAUGGGUGGGCAGUACUCCACCCCAAGUUGCCUACUUUACUCAUUACAAAUAAACAACUCAAGAUAUUAUUAAAAAGGGGAGGGGAAAAAAUAUCACAAUACAUAAUGACCGUCAAAACUUGGAGUCUUCGUGGAUGGGUCCCCAGCCAGAAAUUUCUUAUUCAAGCAAAAUUUUGGAAGGGGAAAGCUAAUCUGUGUGGGACACAGCCCAGUUGCUUAUAACUCCCAGUGUCAAAUUUGUGCACGCUACAUUCAACUAUUUCUUUCAAUCUCACUCACUCCACCAGAUGUUUCUCUUCUUCAGUAGUCUAAAGAACAGCUCAACUCAGGCACAGCUUAACCACAACACAACUACAGGGAUGUGGAUGGGGGCAGCUUCAAUGGCAGGUUCAUGGGUAGCAGCUGGUCCAACAAUUGCAAGCUUCAUGUUUGUUUGGGCUAUGAUUCAACAAUAUUGCCCACAAGCAGUUCUUCGUUUCUUCAAGAAAUACUGGCGUAGACUCAUGAACUACUUCCAUCCUUACAUACAGAUCUCCAUCCAUGAAUUUGCUGGUGAACGUCUUAAACGUAGUGAAGCUUUCAUUGCAAUUGAAUCAUAUCUCAGCAAGAAUUCAUCCAAUACAGCCAAAAGACUCAAAGCUGAGAUAGGAAAAGACAGCACAAAUUUGGUGUUCAGUAUGGAUGAUCAUGAAAAAGUGACUGAUGAAUUUCAAGGAGUGAAAGUAUGGUGGGUUUUAAACAGAACAGGUUCAUCAACAAAUCCUGAUAAUUCGUAUCCCAAUCCUGAUAAGAGAUAUUAUACACUCACUUUCCACAAGAAUCACAGAAGUUUAAUUACGGAACCAUAUUUGAAGUAUGUGUUGAGUGAAGGGAAAGAAAUUAGAGUAAGAAACAGGCAAAGGAAGCUUUAUACCAAUGGUUCUGGUGGAAGAUGGAGUUACAGCCAUACUAUGUGGAGUCACAUAGUGUUUGAGCACCCUGCAACAUUUGACACCAUAGGAAUGGAAGCAAAGAAAAAGCAAGAGAUUAUAGAUGAUUUGCAGACCUUUACAAGCAGUAAGGAUUUUUAUGCUCGAAUUGGGAAGGCUUGGAAACGUGGGUAUCUUCUAUAUGGUCCACCAGGAACAGGGAAAUCAACUAUGAUUGCUGCAAUGGCAAAUCUACUGAACUACGAUAUUUAUGACUUGGAACUCACUGCAGUGAAAAACAACACAGAGCUUAGGAAACUUUUGAUUGAGACUACCAGCAAAUCGAUAAUCGUGAUUGAGGAUAUCGAUUGCUCGCUUGAUUUAACGGGGCAGAGGAAGAAGAAAGAAGAGAAGUUGAAGGAUGAUGAGAAAGAAAAACCUUCCAAAGAAUCUUCCCAUAAAGAAGAUGAGAGCAGUAGUAAAGUUACUUUGUCCGGAUUGUUGAAUUUCAUUGAUGGAAUAUGGUCAGCUUGUGGUGGGGAAAGGCUUAUUGUUUUCACUACUAAUUAUGUAGAGAAACUUGAUCCAGCACUUAUCAGAACUGGUCGGAUGGAUAAACAUAUUGAGCUUUCUUAUUGUAGUUUUGAGUCAUUUCUAGUGCUGGCGAAGAAUUACUUGAAUCUCGAAACUCAUCCAUUAUUUGAUCAGAUCAAAGAACUGAUUGAAGAUGUCAAUAUCACACCCGCUGAUGUUGCAGAGAACCUCAUGCCCAAGUCUCCAAAAGAUGACCUUGAGAAACGUAUUCACAAAUUAAUUCAAACUUUGCAACAGGCAAAGGAAGCAGCAAUAGUUGAGGAAUCUCAAGAAGCAAAUACAGCGGAAUCAACCACAACCUAUCUUCAGUCACAAACUGAAGGUGAACGCUCAUCUUCUAGUUCAAUUUAACACUUUCUGCAUAGUGCUUGUUAGGCUCGUAUUCUAGUAGAAUUUAGCACUUUCUCCUUAGUGCUUGUUGGGCUCAUCUACAAUUUGAAUUUAGCACUUCCUAAUUAUGGCUGAUAAUGAAAAUUUAUGCUACUGGAAAUAUUUUAGCUCUUCUGUCUAAAAAUGGUAUAGAAUUCUCUUAGUUAAUAAAAAUGUUCAAAUUGUUAGUUUAUAUUA
Cucumis sativus (cucumber) is the source of this 2126-nucleotide messenger RNA. Its product is annotated as AAA-ATPase At3g28580. The record is from RefSeq and is a predicted model, not a curated record. Bases 345 to 1910 code for a protein of 521 amino acids. The transcript has a single exon. NCBI's taxonomy places the organism in Eukaryota, Viridiplantae, Streptophyta, Magnoliopsida, Cucurbitales, Cucurbitaceae. Gene Ontology annotation, molecular function: ATP binding; ATP hydrolysis activity.